AAUGCUUAGAUGAUAUAAGUGAAAGGCUUGAAGCUAUUCGAAAUCAACGCCUUGAAACCAUAAAAAAUAUUCAACUUUUGAAGUCAGAAUAUGAACAUGUCACUCGUCUCCUUGAAGAAGCAGGCGUUUCUCCUGAGGGCUCAAAGGAAUUCAACAUGCAGGUUCUAGAGGAAUACUUGAAACUUCAUGAAUUUCGUGGCCUGGACUUUCUACAGGCACUCAGGACCUUUCUUCUCAGUUUCCAACUACCUGGUGAAAGCCAAAAAAUCGACAAGAUUGUCACAUAUUUUGCUCAAGAAUACGUCUUGCAAAAUCCAGGCUCUUUCCGUAACUCUCAAGAUGCCUACGUAUUGGCCUAUGCCACAAUACUUUUGAACACGACAUUACAUAAUGCCAAUGCCAAAGGCCACAGUAAUAGCCUAGGCGACGAGAAAAGGUUUCUCCAAACCCUGCUCGAAUUCGACAAGGAUACGAACCUACCUAGGGACCUCGUUCGCAGUGUGUACCAGGGCAUCAAGUCAAACCCGAUCGUGCUGGUGGAGGAGAACUGCGAGCCAUGCAUCAUUCGCGGCUGGCUGUGGAAGUUGGGUGGACGUGUCAAGAUUUGGAAACGGCGGUGGUUCGUUCUGACAGAGCAACACCUCUUCUACUACAACGCCCCCGAAGUGAGUCAUUCUUUGGCAAAAUGGGCGUUGUCGUCGUCGUCGUCGUCAGUGAUUUCGCUUUGCUUAAAAUACGGCUUCUUUUUGCCUCGCCAGCGAACAACCCAACGCAAGGGCAUCGUGGCGUUGGAGAACGUGAGUAUUCGUCGGGCCUCUGACCGCUCCAGGGAGUACUGCUUCGAGCUCUUUCCCCGUCAAAACGGCACCACCGGCGCCACCAUCAACACCCGCAAGGCCGAUCGCGAGGGUGUCAUCAUCACAGGUAGGCCUCCCCCAACAACCCCUUCCCCCCCCUCCGCACACUCCUCCCGCCUGUCGCUCACUGGACUUGGUUCUCGUCUAGACUACCACACGACCUACCGCAUGGCCGCCACGAAUUCCGAGGAGUACGAGAAGUGGGUGACCUCGCUGCAGCUCAUCACGAACCGCUUCGGACUGGCCGCAAGCGCCGGCGGCGGGGUCGACAGACCCCUUCGCGGUGCCUCGGUGCCCUGCCUGCCCUCCAGCAGCCGUCACAACGAGCCCGGUCUGACUAGCGUCGCCUCGCAACCGGCCACAUCGUCUAACGCCGACGCCUAG
This is a messenger RNA of Mesocestoides corti, 1241 nucleotides long. The record is from the annotation of a GenBank genome assembly. NCBI's taxonomy places the organism in Eukaryota, Metazoa, Platyhelminthes, Cestoda, Cyclophyllidea, Mesocestoididae.